Messenger RNA from Capsicum annuum, 3687 nucleotides. RefSeq names its product receptor kinase-like protein Xa21. The record is from RefSeq and is a predicted model, not a curated record. Gene Ontology annotation, molecular function: protein kinase activity; ATP binding; protein binding. The coding region runs from base 2100 to 3443 and encodes 447 amino acids. NCBI's taxonomy places the organism in Eukaryota, Viridiplantae, Streptophyta, Magnoliopsida, Solanales, Solanaceae. The transcript is spliced from 4 exons. Gene Ontology annotation, biological process: protein phosphorylation.
AAAUGGAUUUAAAAGAAAAGUAUUCAAAAAAAGAUAUUCUUAAAAAUUAUCACUAUAUAAAGUCUCAAAUACCACAGGUUACUAGCCAUACCAUUUUCCUACUAAUUUAUGCAAUAAUGGAGAAAAAAUUCACCUCUUUUCUCUUGUUGCUUCACUAUGUUAUGGUUAGUUCAGGUAUGACCCAAACCAACACUACGACUGAUCAAUUAGCUCUUCUCUUUAAAAUCUCAAAUCAUGUCCGACCCCUUUCACUUCUUGGAUGAUAGUUGGUCUCCCGCUACUUCUGUUUUUCAUUGGGUGGGAGUCACUUGUGGUUCUCUUCACCAGAGAGUAAAGUCCUUGAACCUUUCCAACAUGGCUCUUACUGGCAGAAUUACUCGUGAAUUUGGAAACCCCACAUUUCUUGUUUCUCUUGACUUGGAAAGAAACAAUUUCCAGGGAAAUUUGCCUCAAGAAAUGGCACGCUUGCAUCGGCUUAGGUUUCUUGAUUUAAGUUUCAACAAAUUCAGAGGGGAGGUUCCUUCUUGGUUUGGGUUUUUACACCAACUUCAAGUUCUAAAUCUUAGGAAUAAUAGUUUCACUGGUUCCAUCCCGUCUUCAUUUCCUAAUAUAUCCACACUUGAUACUUCAACUCCAUAGAGGGCCAAAUACCAAAAGUGAUUGGAAACCUUAGAGAAUUAAAGUUGAGGGGUAACAAUCUCAUAGGCUCUAUUCCUCUGUCACUCUCGAAUGCCUCAAGGUUGGAGGUUUUAGAUAUAUCUGAACAUCCCAAAAGGGAUCGGCAAUCUUCACAACAUGAAGUUGUUGGCCAUACAAUAUAAUCAACUUAUGGGUUAUAUACCAUUCACAAUUUUCAAUAUUUCUAGGAUCGAAUUCAUUGCAUUUACAGCCAAUAGCUUAUCAGGAUAUCUUCCCAAUGGUUUAUGCAAUGGUCUCCCAAUACUAAAAGGGCUUUAUCUAUCCACAAACAAGCUUCGCGGUCAUAUGCCUACUAGCUUACCAAAUUCACUAAUUCAAAUUUUGUCUUUAUCAGAAAAUGAGUCUGAUGGACCAAUACAUAGUGAAAUUGGAAGAUUGAGUAACAUGCAGAAAUUGGCCCUCGGAACUAACCAUUUCACUGUGUUAGCCAUGGAGAAAAACCAGAUUACUGGGUCUGUCCCGAUCUCCAUAUUCAAUAUCUCAUCGCUGCAAAUUUUGUCAGCAUGGCAGAACAAUCUUAUAGGUGAAAUACCCAAAGAGAUAAGCAAUCUCAUUGAGUUGGAGGAGCUUGUUCUUGCUGAUAAUAGUCUUAGUGGUUCACUUGAUACGGAGAUCAUCAACAUAUCAGGGCUGAGAAUAAUUGAUCUUUCAUCCAAUAAUCUAUCAGGAAGCCUCCCACCAAACUUAGGUUCUAUCUUACCCAACAUUGAAAGACUUUUUCUGGGUAGCUUAACCAAUUUUGUUGGGACUAUUCCUCAUUCAAUAUCCAAUUGUUCAAAACUUUCUAUUCUUGACCUUUCCGACAACAAACUCACUGGAUUGAUUCCCAAUUCUCUUGGAUAUUUGACUCAUCUACAGUAUCUAAACUUGGAGGGAAACAAUUUAACAAGUGACUCACUGUUAAGCUUGCUGACAUCCUUAACAAACUGAAGAAAUUUAAUAGUUCUAUCUCUAUCUUUCAACCCUCUAAACAGCAUGCUUCCUGCCUCCACAGGGAACUUUCCACAUCUCUUAGAACACUUUUCGCCCUCAGUUGUAAAAUCCAAGUGCGAAUUCCACAUGAAGUUGGGAACUUAAGCAGCUUAUUAGACCUUAGACUUUCUGGAAACAACUUGUUUGGAUCGAUUCCCAUAACAAUUGGCAACUUGAGAAAGCUUCAGCACUUCGACUUGACUAAUAACAAAUUAACAGGAUUUAUUGGAGAUCAUAUAUGUAAAUUGCAGCAUUUGGGUGAUAUUUACUUGGGUAAAAAUCAACUUUCAGGAUUUCUUCCUAAUUGUUUAGGGAAUAUUACUUCCCUUAGGGAGAUACAUCUUGGUUCCAAUAAAUUGAGUUCCAAUAUACCACCAAGCUUAGGGAACCUUCAAGAACUAGUGGUUCUUGACUUAUCAUCAAACAACAUGGUAGGUUCUUUACCUCCAGAAAUUGGAAAUCUAAAGGCUGUGACACUGAUAGAUCUGUCAAUGAAUCAAUUCUCAAAUGAAAUUCCUAGAGAAAUUGGAGGAUUACAAACUCUGGUGCACCUUUCUUUGAGACACCAAAAGUUGCAAGGAUCUAUACCCGACUCAAUGAGCAGCUUGGUCGGUUGGGAAUUCCUAGACCUUUCUGAUAACAAUAUGUUGGGAACUAUUCCCAUGUCUUUGGAGAAACUCCAAAACCUGAAGGAUUUCAAUGUUUCUGUCAACAAGUUGUACGGUGAAAUAGCCUCGGGGGGUCCUUUCAAGAACCUCUCGAGUGACUUUUUCGUCGACAAUGAAGCAUUGUGUGGUUCUUCAAGAUUUAAUGUCCCACCAUGCCCCGCUUCAUCAAAGCUCAGAUCAAAUAGGAAAAAGUUGAUACUUUUAUUUCUUUUUGUCGCAAUUGCAGUUGUAUUUGUUCCUAUGACCUUUGUGCUCCUAUGGAUAAGGUAUAGAAGAGAUAAAAGUGUUCCUCAGCAAGCUGACUUAUUGUCUACCGUAUCAAGAGAAAGGAUUUCAUACUAUGAACUUCUCCGAGCCACUAAUGCGCUUAGCGAGAGUAAUCUGAUUGGUUCUGGAUGUUUUGGCUCGGUUUACAAAGGCAUUUUCAAAGGUGGAACGGCCAUUACAGUUAAAGUGUUCAACCUGCAACUGGAUGCAGCUUUCAAGAGUUUUGAUAAAGAAUGUGAACUUUUGUGUAGCCUUCGCCAUAGAACUCUCGUAAAAGUCAUUACUAGUUGUUCCAUUCUUGAUUUCAAGGCUUUAGUGCUCGAGUAUAUGCCUAAUGGUAGUCUUGAGAAGUAUUUGUAUUCGCACAACUACUUCCUCGACAUCAGGCAGAGACUAAGCAUAAUGAUAGAUGUGGCAUGUGCAUUGGAAUAUCUCCAUCAUGGGUGUUCGUCGCCUGUGAUCCACUGUGAUCUGAAGCCUAGUAACGUCUUGCUGGAUGAGGAUAUGGUUGCCCGCCUUAGUGAUUUUGGCAUUUCAAAACUGCUUGGUGAAGAUCAGGGUGAUUUGUACACUAAAACCUUAGCAACAUUGGGUUCUAUUGUACCAGAGUAUGGACUGGAGGGACUAGUUUCAACAAAAUGUGAUGUCUACAGUUAUGGGGUCAUGUUGCUGGAAACGUUUACCAGGAGAAAUCCUAAUGAGUUUGAUGGAGAACUUAGCUCGAAGCAAUGGGUGAGUUAUUCACUUCCUGGAGCAGUAAUGGACGUCUUAGAUGCCAACUUGGUAACCCAAACGGGUAGUCGCUUACAGAUGGAGCUAGAUGUAAGGCGGCAUUAGAUUGUUGUGCUGAAUCUCCGGCAAGAAGGACUAACAUGAAAGAUGUUGUAGGGAUGCUACAGAAGAUCAAUAUUCAACUUCUUGCAUGCUAAGCAUAGUCUCGGAGUCUCUCCUUCCAGAUUACUUGUUUGUUGCAAAAGUUUUCUAAAUUGUUGGAUUUAUGUGAAGUUUGUUAUUUUUUUUUUUUUGUUUUAGUACUUGGUUUCUGGAUGAUUCCUUUUUCAGAAAAGUUAGCGGGCUGCUA